CAGAUGGGAAAAGAGAAAAAAGGAAGCGCAGAGAGGGCUGGUCGGAGACGAUAGCAAGAGCGCGCGCUCAAAUUAACAAUUUCGGGCCAUGAGGCCCAGGACAAAAGCUGCAUACGGUCACACGGACGGACGUGGGCCGUCAGAUGGAAAGCGAACAGUAACUGAAACACUCGCAAGCCAUCGUCGUCCAUUUGAUAGUCACCAACCCAUCCGAAAAAACAUUCCACCUCGCCGCCGCCGGAGAAGAUGGGCGAGCGGCGGUACACCGAGCAGGAGGAGGCCCUGGAGAUCAAGUCUCUCCGCCGCAUCAUCGCCGCCUACGCCAACUAUCAAGAUGCAGGAGAAAGGGAUGUCAAGAGAUUUGAACGAUCAUUCAAAAUGCUUCCCCCUGCCCACAAGGGACUUCUUUUCCACCUUGGUCUGAAGUACCAAAAACUGAGAUGGUGUAUAUCCAUGAAUGCAGCUUUUAUCAUGAACAUGCUUGAGGCAUUUGAACCUCCUUUUGACAUGAGCCAGUAUGUAGAUGUUGAUGAUCAUGAUUAUCCAGUGAACAUGCACGAACAUAGUCAUGCGGAUUGUGCUCAUUCCAGUGAGAUGGGUGAUUGCCCGAGAAUUUCUAUCUCCAGAAGCAAUUCCUCAUUACAUGAGCAGCAUGAUUGCCCCAAAGAAGAUGCCAAGAUCCAUGAAUCUUCAAGAGAAAUUGACAAUAAGAAGGAUGAGGAAGAUCACAUGGCAGGCUGCUCCCAGCCUGUUGACAACAACUUGGGAAUGUCUCAAGGUGCAUGUAAUGGUGAUAAAGAUGCGAGCACAGCAGCUUAUUGUCAUGAUAAAGAUUCUGCAUCUUCUGCAGCUUAUUGUCAUGAUAAAGAUGGCUCUGCAUCUUCUGCUGUUGAAAAUGUAACACCACAACACUCCACAGCUUCACUGUUCAAGUUGAAUGUUCCUCCAAUUGAUGUUGACAAGGUAAGAUGCAUCAUAAGAAAUAUCGUGCGAGAUUGGGCUGAGGAGGGUCGAAAGGAACGAAAUGAGUGCUAUAAGCCCAUUCUCGAGGAGCUUAAUCGUCUUUUUCCUAACCGGAGCAAGCAGAGGCCGCCUUCAUGCCUAGUCCCUGGUGCUGGGCUUGGGAGAUUGGCUCUGGAGAUCUCUUCUCUUGGUUUUGUAAGCCAGGGGAACGAGUUCUCAUAUUACAUGCUGAUUUGUUCAAGUUUCAUCUUGAACCACACCCAAGAAGCCAAUGAAUGGACUAUAUAUCCUUGGAUACACAGCAACUGCAAUUCUCUUUCAGACAAUGAUCAACUUCGGCCUGUUUCAUUUCCUGAUAUUCAUCCUUCAAGCAACAGUGCAGGUAUAACGGAGGGAUUUUCGAUGUGCGCUGGGGAUUUUGUAGAGGUCUACAGUGGGGGAAGCCAAGAAUCUGCAUGGGAUGCUGUUGUAACUUGCUUCUUCUUGGAUACGGCACACAAUAUUGUUGAAUAUAUUGAGAUCAUAUCAAAAGUUCUCAAGGAUGGUGGGAUCUGGAUAAACCUAGGUCCGCUUCUGUAUCACUUCGCUGAUUCAUAUGGGCCAGAUGAUGAUAUGUCUAUUGAACUAAGUUUGGAAGAUGUGAAAAAGGUUGCUUACCAUUAUGGAUUUGUGAUGGAGGUGGAGAAUACGAUAGAAACCACUUACACUGCAAAUAUGAGAGCAAUGAUGCAGAAUCGAUACCGUGCAGCAUUCUGGACAAUGAGGAAGAAUGCAUCUCGGUUGAAAGCUCAGAAGCGUCAGUGAGGCCAUGAUCAUCCAUGCAGCGUGACUGGUGGUAUACGAGCUAUUAGUCCGAGUUUUGAUUAGUCCACGGUGAUGUUUAUCCAGGCCAGGACUACUAGGAUGAUCGGUUCAUGCCAUCAUUUCUUUUCACAAUUGUGCUCAGACUCUACACCAAACUAUGCUGCAAUUAAUUUAGAUAGCCAAACUAGAACAGAUAAAGAUGUCUGAUUCGGGCUUGGCAUUUCUUAGGAGACGGUGACGUAUGUAUACCUGAACCUCUUGAAUGGCAGAGGAGAAAAAGAUGCGCCAGUGUAGUCGUAUCUUUGUUGGAAAAGUUUCAAACCAACUUAUAGGAAAGGUUUUAAUACC
Messenger RNA from Phragmites australis (common reed), 2115 nucleotides. RefSeq lists its product as uncharacterized. The transcript has 18 exons. Bases 247 to 1767 code for a protein of 506 amino acids. Gene Ontology annotation, molecular function: S-adenosylmethionine-dependent methyltransferase activity. NCBI's taxonomy places the organism in Eukaryota, Viridiplantae, Streptophyta, Magnoliopsida, Poales, Poaceae. The record is from RefSeq and is a predicted model, not a curated record.